Balaenoptera musculus (blue whale) is the source of this 572-nucleotide messenger RNA. Its product is annotated as antileukoproteinase-like. Gene Ontology annotation, cellular component: extracellular region. Gene Ontology annotation, biological process: antibacterial humoral response; innate immune response. Bases 72 to 341 code for a protein of 89 amino acids. The record is from RefSeq and is a predicted model, not a curated record. Gene Ontology annotation, molecular function: peptidase inhibitor activity. NCBI's taxonomy places the organism in Eukaryota, Metazoa, Chordata, Mammalia, Artiodactyla, Balaenopteridae. The transcript is spliced from 3 exons.
GACCACACGCAUAGGAGCGGGUAUAAAGGGUGAAGCCAGCACGGGCCACCACAGCUCCACCUGCCCUCAGGAUGAAGCCCAGCAGCCUUACCGUCUUCCUGGUGAUAUUUGCCUUUGGAUUCCUGAUGCCCUGGGCUGUGGAAGGUGGUUUCAGAGGCUCAUAUAAACCUGGAACCUGCCCCUUCUUCGACCGUUCUGUGAAGUCCCUUAGAUGUGCACCCUCUGAAUGCCAGAAUGACUGGCAGUGUCCGAGAAGGCAAAAAUGUUGCUACGACUAUUGUGGCCGCAAAUGCAUGGAUCCUAUAUACAUGUCAAAUCCAGAUUCAUCCGGGGCAGUUUGAAAAGAUUACCACUUCCUGGUCUGUGUGGUCUGGGGAUUUCCUUUUCCCCCCAAGCCUGGAAAAAAAUGAGAGCACCUUGGUGAAGAUGUGGUUUUGUGACCAAUACCUCCUUGGGGGCCAAGAUUUCGCCUGUUUUAUCUAUGUAUCCCCAGCAUCCAACGUGAAGCUUGGCACACGACAGGAAAUGUCUGCUGAUUAGUAAAUAAAUAAAUGUCCCAGGUUUUCUCUGCA